Pollicipes pollicipes is the source of this 1140-nucleotide messenger RNA. RefSeq lists its product as uncharacterized. The coding region runs from base 176 to 811 and encodes 211 amino acids. The record is from RefSeq and is a predicted model, not a curated record. The transcript is spliced from 5 exons. NCBI's taxonomy places the organism in Eukaryota, Metazoa, Arthropoda, Thecostraca, Pollicipedomorpha, Pollicipedidae.
ACGACAACUGGCAACAAGCUUCGAACGAUACCAGCUUACGAACGAAACGAAGAUCACAGAAGGUGAUUUCAAGCUGAUCGUGUGUAAAAAUGUUCCGUGUUUACUUAUCAGUUAACCGCAUAGGAAGGCACCAUUUUAUCUCAUUAAAGAUCGAAUAAGCACAAGCCGUAUUUGAAUGAACUUGCUACCCUUCACAUCCGCUAACGACCAACUCAACCAAAUCGACGACAGGAUGUCAAUCGGAAACAAGGAGACCAUCCUGCAGGCGGUACUGCUGGCGCUGGUGGCCACCCUGUCCUGGGGCGGGCCCUUCCGCAGAGGUCCCGCCGCCGGCGCCAUCCUGCCCGACCGUCAUCACGUGACCGAGCACCUGGAGGGCACCAUGGACCAGCAGAGCGUCCAAAACAUCAGCGACGAUGAGCUGAGGUACCAUUAUUUCCAGUCACACGACUUCGACGGCAACAAGGCUCUGGAUGGCCUAGAGAUGCUCAAGGCCGUCCUCCACGCGCCACUGAAGACAGCCGAGUCAGAAUCUGAUCCGUCCGAGGCGACCUCGACAGAGGGUCACAAGGACGGUGGCGCAGACCCGAUGGAGUCAGCACAGUUCUUCGUAGACGUCAUUGACCGGGUUCUGAGUGAAGACGACGGGAACAAGGACGGCUUGCUCAGCUACGCCGAGUUCGUGCUGGCGAACGAGCGGGCUUCGGACCGGAUGCGGGAACGAGAACUGGGUCAAGAGCUGGACAGCGAACGGCAGCAGGAGGAACAGCAGGGAGACGAUUACACCAGCACCCAGCAAACACACCAGUGAUAAGAACGGCUGUGAAUUUCCGGACGGCCGGCCAGUUGUAUCCGGUUUUGGCAGCAUUGCACUGAAUGGUCGGCAUCAUGUGGUUUUCUCAUGUACAUUCUCACGUCGUUAGGAUAAAAACGAGAAAGCUAGGGCAUGUGUCAACGAUGUUACAUUCUUGUAAGUUGAAUCAUUCCAUUUCAUCUUCGUGCCAUGCCUUGUCUCAUCUAGUGAUACCUGGCAUCUUGAGCUGAUAAUUGCUGAUAAUUGCCCACGUGUACACCUUCUCCGUCGUUGUUCUUCCAUCGGUACGUGCCUUACAAUGAGCGCAAAAUACAUGCAAUAUGGCA